This is a messenger RNA of Scaptodrosophila lebanonensis, 471 nucleotides long. Its product is annotated as gram-negative bacteria-binding protein 3. Bases 1 to 357 code for a protein of 118 amino acids. NCBI's taxonomy places the organism in Eukaryota, Metazoa, Arthropoda, Insecta, Diptera, Drosophilidae. The record is from RefSeq and is a predicted model, not a curated record. The transcript has a single exon. Gene Ontology annotation, molecular function: carbohydrate binding.
AUGGCUUCUUUGAGUUUCACAUUGUUCUGCGGCUAUUUUCUGGCCAUUAUUUUGAUCAGUCAUGCUUUCGAGGCGCCCAAGGCGCAAAUCAAAGUUCUUAAACCUAAAGGGUUCGAAGUAUCCAUACCAGAUCAAAACGGCAUUUCCCUUUUCGCCUUUCAUGGCAAGCUAAACGAAGGAUUUAACGGCUUGGAGGCAGGACAGUUUUCGCGAGACAUAACGAAAGCUGAAGGAGGUCGUUGGACUUAUCGUGAUACGGAGACCGAGUUGAAAUCGGGCGAUACGCUUUACUUCUGGACAUAUGUUCUAUACAACGGCCAGGGCUAUCGCGAGGACAAUGGAAAGUUUGUGGUCUAAGGGUACAGUAAUUAAACAACUAAUUAUUGUCAAUGAUUAAAAUUGAAAAAAAAAAAACAAAACGAUUAAAUGUUAUCAAUCAUUACUUUUGAAAAUAAAUAUGCUUGCAAGUAA